Molecule: messenger RNA, 1319 nt
Organism: Scaptodrosophila lebanonensis
Lineage: Eukaryota; Metazoa; Arthropoda; Insecta; Diptera; Drosophilidae
Product: hsp90 co-chaperone Cdc37-like
Exons: 2
Coding region: 119-1192 (357 amino acids)
Biological process (GO): protein folding; protein stabilization
Cellular component (GO): cytoplasm
Molecular function (GO): heat shock protein binding; protein-folding chaperone binding
Source: RefSeq, a predicted model, not a curated record
UCAAUAGAAAUUUUCCCAUUAUUUACAACUGUACGCCGAAAAUUAAUGUUAGAAUUUCUCAACUAUAUUCAAAAUUAACUAUUAUCAAUUCGCAACGAAAGCAUAGAGACAGCUCGACAUGGUAGACUACAGCAAAUGGACUAACCUGACUGACUCAGAUGACGAGCAGCCGGCCAACGGUUCAGCUCAAAAGGUUAAGCAAGCUGCUUUGGAGAAACGGGUUAUCGAAUUUCAGAAUAGGCGCAUGGACUUUGUUAUGCGACGUCAGAAUAAUGAGGCCUGUCGGAUGAUAUACCGCCUCAAGCUUGCCAAGAAGAAAGGCAACCCUGACCACUGGAAUUUGAAGCUGUUAGAGCUUAAGGAGCAGCUGCCAAUGCUCGAGCAGGAGGACGCUCUGUUUGCAGCCGAGGAGAAGCGCCUUCUGAGCGACCCAGCCUUAAGAGGGCCUACGCGAGUAGGCUUCGUCAAAACGAUGAUCAAUAAGCGCCCUGAGCAGCCAAAGCCCUGCCUCUCACUGGAAAAAACUGAACGCUUCACAUUAUUAGAGUUGGAGAAACGCAUGCGGCGCUUCAUUGAAAUGUACGGUCCAGUCGCCGAUGAAUACGUACGCUUGGAGAGCUACGAAGACACCAUGCGCUUCCUGCACAGCCAUGCGAAUAUAAUUAGUACCGAUGGCACCGCUUAUCUGAUGAAUAUGUGUCUGGAUCUAAUAUCGGCUGGUCGCCUGGAGGAGAUGUCCCAAGUGGCCCAUCAGUGCAUGAUACUGCAGUUUAUAGUGGAGUUAGGCUCACAGAUGAAUGAGGAUCCACGCCGUUGCAUCAAUCCGUUCUUUACACGCAUUAUCGAAUACGAUUCGCUCUACUACAGCGCUUUCCAGACAGAAACAGAGGCGCUAAAAGCACGGCUGACUAUGCGCGCUCAGGGCAAGGAGGUGGCACCUCCACGUCAGCAGCCAGCAGCAAGUAAGUCGCCAUCCAAUCAGUCGUCCCCGGGCACACCUUGCCCCAAAGCCGGGCUUGGUCCAUUUGAGGUCUUUCAGUCGCUACCAGAGUCCCUCAAGAGCUGCUUCCAGACACGCAACGUACAAGAACUGAAGCACAUCGUGAAACAGCUGCCUCCGGACGAAGCCAAGUUCCAUUUGCAGCGCUGUAUUGAUACGGGCCUAUGGGUGAAAGCCAAGAAGCAGCAGUGAGUGUAAGCUUUGGAAGUGUCAUUGUCAUUGCUACUUGGUCCCAUUGCUGUGUGCUUCCUUAACAUUUCGACAAUCUUAUAAAAGCAAAUCUAAUAUUUCAAUAAAACAACUGCAACUAUCCAUCUUA